Messenger RNA from Sitophilus oryzae (rice weevil), 459 nucleotides. Its product is annotated as protein kinase rad3-like. The record is from RefSeq and is a predicted model, not a curated record. Gene Ontology annotation, cellular component: nucleus. The coding region runs from base 70 to 459 and encodes 129 amino acids. Lineage: Eukaryota; Metazoa; Arthropoda; Insecta; Coleoptera; Curculionidae. The transcript is spliced from 2 exons. Gene Ontology annotation, biological process: telomere maintenance; DNA damage checkpoint signaling; protein phosphorylation. Gene Ontology annotation, molecular function: protein serine/threonine kinase activity.
UAAUUUUAUUUAAAAUUGCUUUUUUUAUGUGUUUAUUGAACUGUACAAGCGAGUUUAAUUGUCAAAUAUAUGUGCCUUGGAAGUCAAAAAAUUUCAGACACUUCAAAGAGGCGUACGCUAACUGUCGCUUCCGUAUGGCAAAUUAUUCUGCGCAAUCAUUGUAACAAUUUUUUAGGUGAAUCAUUUGAAUGGCCAGAAAGAGUUCCAUUUAGGUUGACUCAAAACAUGGUCUCAGCAAUGGGACCUCUGGGAGUUGAAGGUGUGUUCAGAAAAUCGUGCGAAUUCACGUUAAGGGUUCUAAGGUCAAAUGCGCCAACAUUGAUGUCUAUCGUAACACCUUUCGUCUACGAUCCUUUAGUUUCUUGGCCCAGGCAUGUCGCAGCCGCAGCACAAAGCUCUGAGAGAGUCAAUGAACAAGCAUUAGAACAUAUAAAAAUAUCGACUUCGACUACAAGGUAA